This is a messenger RNA of Aspergillus neoniger CBS 115656, 604 nucleotides long. RefSeq lists its product as uncharacterized. Lineage: Eukaryota; Fungi; Ascomycota; Eurotiomycetes; Eurotiales; Aspergillaceae. The record is from RefSeq and is a predicted model, not a curated record. Bases 65 to 454 code for a protein of 129 amino acids. The transcript has 2 exons.
UUCCACAAAGGCAACAUAAUCGAAUAUACACCGGACAACACCCAACCCCGACCGAAUCAAAAUCAUGCCGUACUACGCUUAUCUCCAAGAGCACGUCGUCGACGGGGCGCAGGAACCCGUCCUACAAAGAUACUACCUGGUAACUGCUGCCAAUGCCAUUGCGGCCAGUGAUUUCUUUGUCGGACUGGGCAAAUAUGCUGAGACAAAGAACGGUCGGGUGUAUAGUACUACGGCCGAGACCAUGGAGUGGUGGAACUGUACGGUUAGAUCAGCCGGUGACAUCCGAUGGAUCUACAACGAAAUCAUGGCCCAUAGGCCUGAGAAUUACAACAACGUUGAAGAGUUGGCCGAUUGCCGUGGUAAAAUCAUUCUCUGCGAGUUGAACAUAGCGAAUUGGCCAAUUAUUCCUGUCACUCAGAACACUUCGCUUGAUUAUAGGGAUCACCAAAUCUAAUAGAUCAGCCAUUUUACCAUAUGACGAGGAUACAUUGGCUGAUUGGAAUGCUGAUGGUUGAUGAAGUCUUCGUCUUGGGGACCCAGAAUGGUUUAUGGGUACGGUCACGUGGUUGUCGGUUUCCCGAACCUCUCAGCAGAAGCAUGUAUC